This is a messenger RNA of Diorhabda sublineata, 7378 nucleotides long. Its product is annotated as E3 ubiquitin-protein ligase Godzilla-like. Gene Ontology annotation, cellular component: cytoplasm; nucleoplasm. The transcript is spliced from 7 exons. The record is from RefSeq and is a predicted model, not a curated record. NCBI's taxonomy places the organism in Eukaryota, Metazoa, Arthropoda, Insecta, Coleoptera, Chrysomelidae. Bases 456 to 1679 code for a protein of 407 amino acids.
AGAAGCUAUUCAACUUCUCUUUCCGGAUGCCAUAACUAGAUACUCAAUCAGCUUUAUUAGAAUCAAAAGAUUAUAAAAUAUCCUUAAAUUGUACACAGUUUUGAUAUAUUAUAAAAAAAAACAAUUCUAAUAUUUUUCGAUUUUGAAGAUAGAGAAUCAUAUCAAUUUAUAAAUUUGACAGUGCCUCUCAGUAUUACUAAUUAUAAUUGUAAUUGAUCUGUCAUUAGUCAUAUGGUCGUAAGUGACGGACAAUUGCGAUGAUAAUGUUUAUUAUUUUUUUGAAGAAAAAAAAUUAGUUCUAAAGUGUUUCGUGUAUACGUUAUUAAAUUUAGGAAAAUUGUAUGUACACUUUUGCAUAACGACGUUUUCUAAUCCUAUUGUUACUUCGUAUACAAUGGUUAAAAAACAUGAUACUCUAAUUGUGACAAAUCAUUUCCUUAAUUAAAUAAGACAAUAUGAUCUACAAAUGUCUAUUAGGAUUGAUAUUUGCAUCUUUAUUGGACAAAAGCGGUGCUGAAAUUUACGCCAUUAAGUAUGAAUCUCAGUUUUAUCGUGAAGAAUUUACAGAUAAACCAGCUUUAUUUGGACCUGACCUAAAAGAUACAGCUUUAGCUGGUAUGCUAAUUGAGGCAUAUCCAGUAGAUGCCUGUACUCAAAUGUUGAGACCUACACCUGAUCCAAAUAAUGAAACUGGAAAACUAGUAGUCCUUGUUAGAAGAUUUAGUAAGAGUAACAAUUGUACUUUCGAACAAAAAGUGCGUAUAUCUCAAGCUGCUGGUUACAGUGCUGUGAUAGUAUACAAUGUUGGCUCCGAUGAACUUAUUUCAAUGGGAGCCAAUAACAGAACAGGGAUUUUCAUACCUUCUGUUUUUGUUUCCGAGAAAAGUGGAUUGGAGCUUUUGAAGAAAUAUGCAAAUUCAUCAGAUUAUUUUAUAAUUAUAAAUGGAGAUACACCUUUUGAUUUACCUACACACUUAUUGGUUCCUUUCUCAAUCGUAGUGGGAAUAUGUUUUAUCGUUAUGAUUAUUUUUAUGAUAUGGAAAUUUAUAAAAGAUAGAAGGCGUCAGAGAAGGCAUAGAUUACCAAAACCAGUUUUGAAUAAAAUUCCAACUCACAAGUUUCAAAAAGGAGAUCCAUAUGAAACUUGUGUAAUUUGUUUGGAGGACUAUGUAGAUGGAGAAAAACUGAGAAUUCUCCCAUGUAAUCAUGCAUACCAUACAAACUGCAUUGAUCCAUGGUUAACUAAAAAUCGUCGAGUUUGUCCUAUUUGCAAACGUAGUGUUUGGGGUAGAGAUGAAGUCCGUACAGAUUCGGAUACUGAUGAAUCAGAAACAGAUGAUACGUCCCCAUUGUUAAAUUCCAGUAAUAAUGUUACCCAAGGGGGUACAUUCCAAGAGCAACGAGGGAAUCCAUUUCAACGGAUACUAAGAUCUGUAUCACAAGCUUCUGGAGCAGCAGCUGCUAACUUAGUUUCUACUUCUGAUCAUCACAGCAUCAAUGGAGAUUAUAUAAGUAUAAAUAGUGCUAGUUCUGAUUCUAGAGAAGAAUUAUUUCGUGAUGCUGAUGUCAAUAUCGAAGCUUCCACUAGUAGUGUUAAUCCAUUUGAAGAGAAUGUUGUUUCAGUUCAAGUUGACGCUUUUAGUGAGAAUUCAAGCAUGGAUAGUGGGGCUCAUGCGUAAUCUUUACAGAUUAUUUUAUUUAAUGGGAUUAUAGUUGCAGUUAUAGCGACACUUAGGAUAUGUGCAGAUAUAUUUGCAUAUGUGAUGAUUUGUAUAUAAAAUAUUUUUUUGAUAUUGUAUGACUUGAAAAUCUUAGACGACAAGAUGAACUUUUUAUAGGUUAUCGGUUUAAAUUUACUGCACAUAUACUAUGAAAUAUUAUUAAGACUUAUAUUUUUAUUGUUUGAAUAAUUUAUCUAAAGAAUAUGUACAGAACCUGGAUACUAAGAAUUAUUUAAAUGACUCAUCAUCAUCAUCAGGGGUACAACCAUGAUUCUUCUUAAAGGAACCCUUAUGAUACUUUGUUUUGAUGAUUGUUAACAAUCUAUAAAUUGUGCGCCAAUAGAUUUUACUAAUCAUAGUAGUGAUGUAGGUAUGGUGAAGAUUCGAAAAAAGGUAACAAAUUUUUUAAAAGAAUAAAAGAUUUGAAUUUGAAUCAAAACAUAAUGCAACAUAAAAUUUUAAAAUCGUAUGUACAUCGUUUUGUGUCUCGAAGAUAUCUAAAAAAAUCUUUCAAUUCAAAUGUACAGGGUAUAACACUAAGAGCUAAAUGUAUUGAAAAAUAUUGGUAAUAUUUUUCCAAUAACUUGUGUGUUGGCGUUUUUCCAGGAGCUUUUAUAAGUUGAAAUGUUUUGACUUCUCGUUGUAGUUUUUUUUAAUAUAGCACCUGUUUUUAGUACCUAUAAUGAAUAAUUUUUUGAAAACAAAGAAAAAUUAGUAGAGAAUGACCAUAAUAUGCCAGAAUAACGCCUGAAUUUUCCUAAAUCUUGAAAAAAUUGAAUGAGUUAUUCCAAAAUUUCAAAAAUAGUGUUUUUGAAGAAAUGACAAUUCCAAGUGAGUAGAUUUCUAAACAGUUUUUAUAUAGAUUUGGAAAACAAAAAUUCCCAUACAGUUAUUAUUUAUUAGAAUUACUUUAAAAAUCUUUGGAAAAAUCGACCAGAAGAGAAGCUGGAAUGAGAAUAAACAAUAUUUGAUUUAGUUAUUUACCAAGAAUUUGACAUGAUUAAUGAUAGUCUUUGAACAUUUGUGAAGCUUCAAGUUUUAAUCAAACACAUUCUGGUAAUUUUUGUUCUCAGUUUUUCUUUGUUUUGGAGUUUGCAAAAAAAUGAAAGAGCGGAAAACUGUAAGGAAAAUAAUAUAAAUAGUUAGUAGAUUCAACUUAUUGCAGUAUACUCUCUACUUUAGUUUUUGCCAGUGUUAUUAUUCAAUAAUUUCUCUAUCCAUAAUGCUCCUUUUCCCUGGUUGCGCCCCUGGCCAGUAUGGUAAAUAUUGUAUGGAAACAAUUUCAAAAUUUUGGUUUAACCACUGUUAGUACCCAGAAUAUUUUGAUUUUUUGCAAGAUAAAUUUUUCUUGUAUGUGAUUUCUAGUCGAACACUGUUUUACCUAUUUUUUUAUUGAAAUUAUUUUUGACUUGAGUAUGUAAUGGAAAAUUGUUAUUUUUCACAUUGUAUAUUUCUAACAUUUUUAUAAAUUCACUGCAAAUAGCCAAGUUUGUAUUUUUUGCUCAAUUCCAUCACUAUUUAUGAAGACAACCCACAAAAAAGUAUCUUUUAACACUUUUUUCAUUUCUAGUACUGGUUCAGGUACUACAAAUAUGUGUAGAAGAACUAUAUAAACCUAACUUGUAUUUUUAUCUCGUCAUAUACCGGUGAAUCUUUCAAAUCCUUAAAAUUUGUUCAGUACUAAUGACAUACUGUUUAUUACCAUUUUACUAAUACUUACAUCGUCUUCAGAGACCAAAACUUUUGACAUCUAAAGAUAAUAAUUUUGUUGUCGAGACGCACGUCAUACAGGGUAAUUUCAAGGGUUGCUGUAGCAGUAGUAAACAAUAUGUUAAGUUUAAAUAUCACCAACAGUUUCAGAACUUUGAACUUAGAACUAAUGACAGUUUUACUUAGUCCGGUCAAUUUAGAGAUUCGAAGUUAUAUAAAUUCCCACCAAGCUGAAAAUAAAUAAAAUUGUUUAAAAUAUAAUUAUAUAAAUAUAAAAAGUUCUCCAUCAUUCCCGUGUAUGAAAAAAAUUUAUUCAAGGUCAAAGUUAAAAAAAAUGAUUUUUUCGCUAUUUUCAGCAAAACAAUAAGUUUUGUAGAUCAUAAAAUCAACUACAAAAAAUGUAUCAAUACUUUUUUUCCUACGAACCACUGUUUCUGAGAUAUAAUGAUUCAAAAAGUUGUUUCCCUGCCACCUUUGAGGUAGUGUUUUUUUAAUGUGGAUUGAGAUUGAAAAAUAAAAUCGAUUUAAAUUAAAAAAAGUUGUGAAAUUUAGACAUACACUUCAUUCUAUGUAUGUAAAUUGCGUCAAUAGCGACGUAUCACAUGUCGCCUCUUUGGAAUCAAACGUAUCCUCCACUGUUUGUGAUUCAAUAUUAUAGCAAGAACGGUUUUGACAAGGUGUACAUGCUAAAGAACAAAACAGGCCGACUUUUUUGCAACCUCAGCGCCCCUUUUUACAGUUGCAAAACAUUGUGUUCAGCAGUUUGGAUGUAUAUACGUGGCGUACUCAUGUAUAUUAUGAUGAUUACAACUUUUAGAACUUUUCGCAUAGUUAUAUCUCAGAAAAGGUAGCUCGUAGGAAAAAAAAGUAUUAUCGUUUUUUGUAGAUAAUCUUAUGAUCCACAAUUUUUAUCUAAGGUAUUUAUAAAACUUACCAUUUUGCUGAAAAUUGCGGAAAUCUCAUUUUUUUGAUCUUUGACCUUGAAUAAAAUUUGUUCCGUACACGGAAAUAAUAGGAAGCUUUCAAAUUUUAUUUUUAAUUAUAUUUUGAAUGAUUUUACCGAUUUUCAGCUUGGUGGGAGUUUAUGUAGCUUCACUCUUAUUUUUUGGUCUAAUUUGACCGGACUAUUAUCAUCGACGAAAACAAUGUAAUUGAACGAUCCCCCUUUUAAUUUUUUUUUUUAUAUUUUAUUUUGGAUACCUCCCUAUGUUAUUCAAAUAAUAUAAGAUGCAUUGUUCAUUUGAUUAAAUAAAUUAGUUUCGCUUCUAGAAAAUAACAGAAUGCUUGUGACAAAUCUAAAGUUGUGUUCUAAUGAUUAUUAAUUUAUUUAAAAUACAUACUUGGCUAUUUUGGAUUCCUAUGAAAUUCUAAUACCUUUUCUAAAUGUACAUACUUUCAAACUUGUGUCUAUGAGUCACAUAAAUAAAACUGGGAUAGUUCACUGGAAGUGUGAUAUUUUUAUAAUAAAUACUAAUAUAAUUAUCUAUACUUCAAAAUGAGCAACGCAGAAAGUAUUUAACUAUAAGUAAUCAAUCUAUCGGGUUAAUAUCUAUUGAAUUAAAAGCAAAACAAUUAGAAAAUUUUGUAUUGAUUUUAGUUUCUUGAAAGUGUAAGUUAAAUGGUUAUAUUAAAUCGGUAUAAAAAAUUUUGGGAAAAUAAACUGAAUACUAAAUUAAUCUUUAAUUUUUAAACGAAAUAGUCAUUAUCGGUUUUGUGCAGUACUAAAAAUAUGUUUUCAUACCAUCAAAGAAAAUCAGCAAACAAUCUUUAACCGGCGCUACGGUAUUUUGAGAACCAGGGCCUUUUUAACAAUCCUUUCUGUCUGAGCCUCCAACGUCGAACCCCUAGCUGGAUCAGGCUGGAAUUAACGUCUUCUAACCAGGAAAGGCGCGGUAAUUUCCCUUAUCUUGAAUACAUCAGUUAAAUCGAAUUAAACUUUCUGCUUGUUCAUUUGAAAUUAAUCUUCUAAGAAAAUUUAUAUUAUCAAUAUCUUUAUAGGUCUCGCUCGUAUUUACCACAAAUUGUUUAAAAGGUGCUAAUAUAUACCAAUCUUAUUAUAGUUUAGCUUUAUUUUUUUUAAUUGUGUUGUAUAACCAAAGUGGUGAGUCUCCAUAUUAAUAUAUUAUUAUCCAUUAUUAUCCAUCGCAGGAUUACAAAGCUAGAACGUUGACCGACUAAACGUUUUCUCUGUGUAACAAAGUUAAAAUAAAAACCCUUAGGAUGGGAUAUCAGAAUGUUGAGGCUGAGCCUGCGGUAUGAAGCACAUAUAUUUUAAGUGAUUCAACCUCGUUGAAAAUGCUAGUAUAUAGGAUAUUCACGUAGUUUAAAUUUCAAGUGAACUGUAGAUAUGGAUACUUGACCAUUAUAGAUUUUUUGAGGUUUAAAGAGAAAUAAGUGAGCUGCCGAUUAUUUGAUCUCUUAUAAAAGUUGUUAUUCGCAAAUAGACAUUAUUUUGAUGAACAAUUAACAUUGUAUAUAAAAAAUGAGAAUAUUGGGAAGAUACAUAAGGAUACGACACGUUGUUAUUGCACGUUUAUUAAUUUUUCCUCAAACUUCAAUUCUUCAGGUGCCACUUCAGUUUUUUCUCUUACUGCUUCCCUAGUUGUAAUUUUAAAAUAGGUUUUUACGAUGAUCAGUUUCUUACUAUAAUAAAUACUUAUUUUCAAAUCUUUAGUGAUAUUUAUUUUUAUUGCUUAUUGCCAAUGAUUCUCCUCAGUACUGAGUAAAUUGUUAAAAAACCCAAGAUCUUGUAUAUUUGGCCGUUAAAUCGGUAUGAACUGUCUUCAAAAAUAAUUUUCUAACGUUGUGUCCAUUGGUACAUUAUAUCGUUCAUUUGCAAUGAUCUGUCAAAAUGCUUGUUCGUUAACAAAAAUGAGAUCUUAAAUCAUAUUUGCUAAUUUAUUGUGAUAAAAUGUCUUUCCAAGUUAUUUUUUGACUGUCCAUUGUUCCAUUAUGUUGUGUUUAUUGAUAGUGGUCUGCCACAUGUAUUGCUUAUUCCUUAGGAAACAUAAGAUCUUGUGCAUAAAAUGGGGUUAAAGUGUCUUCUUCAAAGAUCAUUUGUUGUCAUUUAUUGUGAUAAACUGUCUUUCUAAGAUCAUUUUUUGACUGGGAGUCAUAAUUUAAGAUCUUGUGCAUAACAUUUGGCUGAUAAAUUGGGAUAAAUUGUCUUCUUCCAAGAUUAUUUGCUGAUAUUGAGUCCAUUGUUCUAUUAUAUUGCUUAUUUUCAAUGAUAUUUUCACAUUUGCUGAUAAAUUGGGAUAUACUAUCUUUCUAAGAUCAUUUUUUGAAUAUUCCAUUAUGUUGUUUAUUGCCAGUGGUCUACCACACAUACUGCAUAUUCGUUAGCAUCUAUAAGAUCUUGUAAAUAACAUUUGGCUAGUAAAUUAGCACAAAUCGUCUUCUAAGAUCAUUUUUUUUAUGGUUUAUAAGUACAGGAAUUGCACAAUAUUAAGCGUAUAAAUAUUUGCUUGCAUAUUUUCUUUGGAAAAGGUAAUUUCGUUCUGCUUGAAAUGUUCAACAAUCAGUUGUAGUACACUUAAGAUCAAUUCUUCUAGUUUAAUGACUCAUUUGAUGCCUGUGAUUGUGACAUUGAAAUUUGUUCUCAACUUCUGCCUGGGAUGACGUUGGUAUCCAUAAUUGCUGUGCCCUGUAUCUCUCAUUUGACUCUAUAAAUUUCAGCAGCUAUCUCUAUGUGAAUCUUUGUUAUUACUAUUCUUGAUUUAUAUCCUAUUUUAUGUUAUUUCUCAUCGAUGGUUUCACAUUAUUUCCAUCUGAAUUCAACUUCUUGAAUUGUUCUAUGAAAUCAACAUGUGUUUUAUUGUUAUAUUAUACACUAAUCUUAUUAUUUUAAUAUUAACCGUAAAAUACAAAAAUUGUAAUGUAAGUAUAUAUAGUGAUUCCAGUGUAAUAUAAUUUUGGGAAAUAUCAAUAUAAUUUAUUUGAAUUAC